Rhopalosiphum maidis (corn leaf aphid) is the source of this 1860-nucleotide messenger RNA. RefSeq lists its product as uncharacterized. The transcript is spliced from 9 exons. The record is from RefSeq and is a predicted model, not a curated record. Bases 226 to 1791 code for a protein of 521 amino acids. Gene Ontology annotation, biological process: regulation of mitochondrial mRNA stability. Lineage: Eukaryota; Metazoa; Arthropoda; Insecta; Hemiptera; Aphididae.
AUUCAUGUAUCAUUUUAUAGUAUUCUAAAAUCGAAUUUUUUAUCAUUUAUCAUGAAUUCACAAUGUUUAUUAAUAUUUAAUAAUUUAAAAAUUAAUAUGUCAUAGUAUAAAAUUUGUAUUUAUUGAAUGAUAAAUAUGGUUCAAUUUAUUAUAACGGGUUAAUUUAAUUUGUUACUGAAAGACAAAACAAGUAGGUACAGUGAUCACUUCAAUUCAAUAUACAUUAUGAUGAGGUGGUCAAGAAUGCCAAGACACUUUAUGUCUGUUGUACGAAUGCAGUCUUCCAGUAUAACUACUACCAAACUAGUUCGUCUUGAUGAAUCAAAAGUUAAUAAUAAUAUUGUAGCAGCAGCUUUUGAAUCAUUAAAAGAAAUUGAUAAUGUUAAAUCAAAAAAAUCAUCCUUCUAUAUUAUUAAUAAUAAAAUUGAUAAUGCUACCACAGUCGAAGAAAUAUUGGCAAUAUCUGAAAUAGGAUUAGUUUCUAAACAACAUGCGCUAAAAGCUGUAUCUACUUUAGCUGAAUGGGCUAGUUCUGGUCGAGUAAAAUUAUCAGAAUUUGAAACUGAUAUAAGAUUUCUAAAGUUAUGCAGAAUGUUGGGGAAAGAAAACACAAAAGAAAAAGAAUAUUUGUUUAGUGAUCUGUCUACAGUCCUUGGCAUUACAGGAGAUGAUGAAGCUGCUAAAUUAAUCUCUUCAAUUAGUUUGCCACAAAUGGUCAAAGUAUUGUCCACUAUUGGCGCUAAGAAAAAACGUUCAACAACUUUAUUGCGAUCACUAGCAUUUAAUAUUGGAAGAUGUUCUGAAAAGAUGGAUAUUAAACAAUGCGCUGAUGUGCUUUAUGCUUUAGCUGUACUUAAUUUUCCUGAUGAAGUACUUUUAGAAAAAGUGAAUGCAGAUAUACGUAAUAAUAUGUCUACAACUGAUCGGCUUUCGGUUAUUGGAUCUAUAGUAACAAGUAUUGGAAUUUUACGAUACCGAGAUCCAGAUUUACUGGAAUCCUUAUCAACAUGGUUGGAAAAACAUAUUCAUGAAUGUAAACAGCAUAUACUAAUUUCAUAUUUAUUAACAUUAGCAUAUGUUAAUUACAAACCUAAUAAUAUGGAUAACAUAAUUCAAGCUUUCAAAAGUACAAAGCAAUAUCAAGAUGUUGGCAAUUUAAACACAUGGCUAGAUGUUAUUUGGAGCUUAGUAGUAUUAGAAAAAGCAGACAAUGAACAUUUAGCAUCGGUUUUAUCAUCCGAUUUUAUUUCUAAUCUUAUGAAACUAAAAGGUAACAGAGUUGUAUCAAUAAAAUUACUCAAUAUAAACGGAUAUGCUAAAACCAAAUUAGAUUAUAAAGGACCAUUACUAGAUUUGGAUUCUGAGUUUUUCAAAUUUGAACUAGCGAGAUCAAAAGACAAACAAGUCUUAAUGACAACAUUGAUAGAUUCUUUAUCAAUCAUGUUUCCAUCAGAAAAUUUUGUGAGAACUGAUGUUAAAACUGAUUUUGGGUUUAUUAUUGAUGCAGAAUGUGCUGUUGAUUCAAAAUUAAACCCUAUACCACUUGAUAGUUCCAAGAUGAAAAAUCCAGAAACACAUUUAAUAGCUUUUAUGUUGACUGGGUUUCAUGAUACCUGCCGUGGCUGUCACAAUGAACCUAAUGGAAUUUCAGCACUGAACACGCGGCUAGUUCGCUCUCUUGGCUACAAGGUACUAGCUGUUCCCUACACAGAACUAAGCACUCGAGACACAUUAGUUAACAGUGUUCAAUACCUAAAAGAAAGUCUUAAAAAUUUGUUAAGUGAGCCCUAGUAUAAAUAGUUCUGUAUUUGUAUGUUUUAUUGUUUGUAUCUUAAUUAAAUUGAUAUAUUUAAAAUCACA